This is a messenger RNA of Belonocnema kinseyi, 984 nucleotides long. RefSeq lists its product as uncharacterized. The transcript has 2 exons. Lineage: Eukaryota; Metazoa; Arthropoda; Insecta; Hymenoptera; Cynipidae. The coding region runs from base 1 to 984 and encodes 327 amino acids. The record is from RefSeq and is a predicted model, not a curated record.
AUGUCGGAGCUUUCAAGCGAUCAAAAACCCCCAACAUGUUGCCCAAGAAUGCUCUUAGUCUUCUACCCCAACGAAUGUUUCAUCUGCAAAGCUACAUCUUCAUUAAAAAGAUGCAGUCGUUGCAAUAUGAUUUCCUACUGUGGAAAAGAACACCAGAUGCAGCACUGGAAAUUUCACAAAGACAUCUGCAAAGAAAUCUUCAACAUUCUUAAGGAAAAAGGACUCUCCCACAUCUACGAGAAUUUCCGGAACUCCAACUCACUGAAAUGGCAAAAAGCGAAGAAAAUAAUGUCAGCUGAAGUGCAAAAACGACUAGAAAGACCCCUGGCUGAUUACGAAAAACAGAUGUUUAAAUUUCCAAGAGCCUGUUUUGUCUGCCACGUUUCAACACAAGAAGCUCUCAUCAACUGUCCUGAAUGCACCAAUGCCAAUUUCUGCCAAAAACACCCAACUAGUCCUCUUCAUGAUCAACAUUGUCCCCAAAUUCAAGAAUGCCACAAACUCGAUUUAGCAUUUUUAAAGGAAAACUUGCCCCUGGAAUUUGAAUUUUUGUGUGAAUAUAUCAUCGAAAACACGCCAGUUGUCAAAAAUAAAUCACAGAAGCUUCCCACGACUAUGAAAGAAUAUCUAGAAAAGGUCAAACUUCCGGAGAAGGUGGGCGAUGUAACGAAAAUCCAUCUGGGAGAAUUCCUCUCUAUUCCUCUCACAAUCCUGAAUGCUUUCCAGAAACAGCAUCAGCCUUCAAAACUGGUGAUUCAUGUAGAUGGCUUGAUUCAGAAGUUGUCGCUUCCUCAAAGCUGGGAGAUUCUUCUACAUCUGAUGCCGCACUUGAAUAAUCUGAAGAUUGUCCUAACCGGCUACAGUGAUAAUUUGAACAUAAAGUGGAAAGUUUGCGAUAAGUGUCGGAAAAAUAAAAAAAAACUGAUGCUAAAACACGUGCCGCUUUCUUAUGAUCAGUAUGAAAAGAGGACCAGAGGAGGAUGA